GACUUGACCUCGACCCUCCCCAGAAUCGAGCGGCCCGGGUCCGAGUGGGUAAGGGGGACAAGCCGGUGACCUACGAACAAGCCCACCCGCCGCAUGACAUCGCUCAUCGCAAAGGCUGGCUAUCCUUGCACACGAGUAACCUGGAUGGAGAGCAGGGGGCCGCCGACAGGACGGUGGAGGACGUCUUCAUCCGAAAGUUUCUGUAUGGCACCUUCCCGGGCUGUCUGGCAGACCAGGUGGUCCUGAAGCGUCGGGCCAACGAGCUGAUCAUCUGUGCAGUGAUGCUGCAGCGCCUGCCCCCCACCAAGAUGUACUUCCUAGUGGGUUACAGUGAGGCGCUGCUGUCAGCCUUCUACAAGUGCCCAGUGCGCCUCUACCUGCAGACGGUGCCCACAAAAAAUGUCUACAAAUACAUUUAGGGCGCCCCCCCCACCAUGCACUGCUGGAUGGGGAGCGCCCCCAGCCUCAGGACUGUCUGGGGACCUUUGUCAUUGCUGCCUCCGUGGCUCCCCCUGGGGCCUAUGCCACAGGUGCUUAAGAGGAACAGUAGGGGUUGGUGAUCUCUGUUACUGUGAUUUCUUGUUAAAUUAAUGUUUAUAACAAAGCUUGAUUUCUGGUUUGUUUCUGUUCAAGGAGGCAGACUUGGCUCUUCUGUAGGAGUAUGAAUGAAUGAAUCAGGACUUAGUAUGUUCUAAGCACUAUGAUAAAGAGAGAAAAUUGAGACAGCCAGCUCCUCCAGUGGAAGAUGGGGCAGGAACGCCUGUGGUCCAGUGGGAGCAGAGCUGGGACUCUUAGCCAGUGCUGGUGGCUCAUAUGGCAGUGCGGGGCAGGGUGGGGGGGUAGGAGUGCAAAGAGAAGGGCAGGUGGUGAUGGUAAGGGUCAGGCACUGGAGUGCCCACCCCAAGGGCUGAGGAUUGGCUGUGAACAAUGGUUAACAUAACAUUUCCAAGGAUGAUAGGCUUUAGGUGUUACCCCUUUGAAGCCUCCAUAAACAGCAAGCUGGGCAUUAUUUCCUAUAUUUAAAAUUGGAAGAGAUCAUUCAAACCAGUCAGAGGAAUAGUAGCUGAGCCCAGUUCCUCUUUUCCCCGAAAUUACUAGCAUUCUUUACACUAUAUUGAGCAUCCUCUAACCCCUUAAAGCACUCCCUCUCUUUGUCUGCUCAGUCUGAUUGCUUUGUCCCCUGUGUUUGGGCAGGCUGGGUAAGUGAAGGUGGGUUGGGGGAGGGCAUGAUUCCUUUCUGUGCCCCAUUCUUACCAAAUCAGAGACCUUUCCUUUAAAUUGUCCAUGAUAGAGAAUUGUGGGAAAUUGAAGGAGAUGGCAUUUACUUUCCAACAGGAUGGAAGUCACAUCUACAAUCAUUCCUUGAAUAGAUCCUGAGUGUGGUCAUUUCCUCUCUAGCCCAGUAGAAGGAGCCCCCUUCCUGAGUCAGGGGCUGAAUUUAAAUCCUGGCUCUGCCACUUAACUUGCUUGGGCAAAUUGUUUCCCUUCUCUGGGUCUGUUUCCCUAUCUACAAGAUGAGGGAGUUGGUUAGAUGACCUUAUGGGUCCCUUUCAGCUCUCAAUUUAUGACAACAAUCUUGAAAAAGUCAACUGAUCAUCUGUGAAAAGGGGAUGAUAACAAUGCUCGAGUUAUCUACUUAGAGUGAGUAUGAAUUUGAGAUCUUUUAAUAAACAUGAUUAAUAUCCUUUGCCCAGGAA
Molecule: messenger RNA, 1697 nt
Organism: Gracilinanus agilis (Agile Gracile Mouse Opossum)
Lineage: Eukaryota; Metazoa; Chordata; Mammalia; Didelphimorphia; Didelphidae
Product: 28S ribosomal protein S24, mitochondrial-like
Exons: 2
Biological process (GO): translation
Cellular component (GO): mitochondrion
Source: RefSeq, a predicted model, not a curated record